AUGGAAGAGCUAUACGUAUAUGCAGGAGAAAAUAUGCCGAGGGUUAAAUUGUGUCUUUUGAAAAGGUACCCCUCGGUGCAAGAAGUUAUUAAAUUCUUAGGCAAGACUCAGGAUAGGUAUUCUGUUCAAUUGAGUAGUAUUGAAACUAUUACUGGAAAUUUGAAGAUAAGAUGUGGGAUGCUUGAGGAUUGUGAGGAAUAUCCUUUUUAUAUUUUGGAGUUUAAUGAGGUGAAUAAGGAUUAUUCUUUGUGGAAGUUGGCGGAUGUUGAUUGGAAAUUUGGGAGUGUCGUUGCGUCGUUGUAUGUUGCUGGGGUGUGCGGUAAAGGGAGUGGGGAGGAGCAGGGGGAUGAUGGGUUUGAAAAGUUGCCUGAGGAGCUUGAUGAGUGUUUGAAGCCGGAGAUUGAUAGAGGGUGUUUGUUGGAAUGCCUACGGAAACUCAAUAGACGGGUUAUGGUGGUGGACUGGGGGGUGUUUGGUAGGGCGUUGGAUGCGAUGUUUACCGAAAAACAGGUGCGGGGGGAUGAUUUGGUAACGCUAAAGGGUAUGGUAUCGUUGGUGGCUCUUCAGACGACGGUGGAGACAAGCAAGCGGCAGCUACAACAAGAUUUGGAGGAUUAUGACUUGCGGGUGAGGUCUCGAUCCAGAUCGCAGGAGUCUACUCGUACAUCUUCACCUGACAGCAUAUUAUUACCAUCCUCUGCCUCGCGGUCGUCCCUUAUUUCUAGCGCGCACUACACCUACGGGAUGCCUGCGACCCAAUUGGAUACUAACUUCAAAGCCUUCUUCAGGUCCAUGGCCGAGAACUUUGAGCUUUUUGAUGAACCCCAGACAGUUCAGCGCGGCAGGGUAUCCAAACGGAAGAAGAAAUGUUCUGCCGGUCGACAACCCAAAGGUUUCCUAGAAGCUUAA
Eremothecium cymbalariae DBVPG#7215 is the source of this 909-nucleotide messenger RNA. RefSeq names its product chromatin-associated RNAPIII regulator FPT1 (gene FPT1). The transcript has a single exon. Lineage: Eukaryota; Fungi; Ascomycota; Saccharomycetes; Saccharomycetales; Saccharomycetaceae. The coding region runs from base 1 to 909 and encodes 302 amino acids. The record is from RefSeq and is a predicted model, not a curated record.